Messenger RNA from Drosophila mauritiana, 1767 nucleotides. RefSeq names its product signal peptide, CUB and EGF-like domain-containing protein 2. Gene Ontology annotation, molecular function: calcium ion binding. NCBI's taxonomy places the organism in Eukaryota, Metazoa, Arthropoda, Insecta, Diptera, Drosophilidae. The record is from RefSeq and is a predicted model, not a curated record. The transcript is spliced from 6 exons.
CGAGUAUGAUUGCGAUUAUUUUUUCAUUAAUUAAGCGUGUACUUUUAGGCAGACACUUAAAUGCAAGUUGGUGACAAGCCCCCAAUGGAGACACUUGAUUAAACAAAACGUUUACGUUAGGCUUAUGUUUUUUAAGUGAUCUAAUAAUUUACAUGUUUAUAUAACGAUUGUAAAUGGGCCAAGACAGAAUGGCAUCGUCAGUGAUUGUUUUAUACGCACUUAUGUGUAUCGGAUUCUCCACAGCUUCGUUAAGUGAUAUUCCCGAAAUCACCCCCGCAAUAGAUAACAAUUCACCUUUUCAAUAUGACAAUACCUGCUCGAGUCCUCCGCGGAUUAAAAAUGGUAAGGCGUCCGUCGAACGUCGCCGAAGUGGCGAACAUAUAUUUCUUGUGACCUAUUAUUCCUGCAAGGACAACUACAAACUCAAACGUGCCGAAGAAAAUGCACUCUAUUGCUCAAAUGGUAUCUGGUUUGGUUGGAAACCCAAUUGCACAAAGAUUCGUAAAGGAAAAACGCGUCCGAAGAAGCAAAACAAAAGAUGUGGGAUUAAUAAUGGCGGUUGUGCUCAUCUAUGCAACAGAUCAACUCAUAAAUGCGAAUGCUAUGAGGGUUAUACCCUGAAUACCACCGAUCUCACAAGCUGUAAUGAUAUCGACGAGUGUAAGGAAUCGAAUGGCGGCUGCUCUCAAGUUUGCUUCAACUUUCCUGGUGAUUUCAUAUGCACCUGUAAUAGUGGUUUUAUAAUAGACGAGAGUGAUGAAAAAACUUGCUUGGACAUUGAUGAGUGCGCCGAUCCCAAACUUUCUUGGGACUGUACGGCUGGCUGCGAGAACCUAAAUGGAACAUACAAAUGCCUUCCGUCACUGGUGGGCAGAGUUGAGCACACCGACGGCGAAGGUUUCUCCCCGGGUGAAAUAGUGUGCAGGUCCGGAUUUAAGCUGUCCGCCGAUGGCAGUGAGUGUCAGGAUAUUAACGAAUGCGAUUUGGAGGAUAUAGAUUCAGUUUCUGGGCGAGAGACUUACCCUUUCUGUGAGCACAAGUGUGAGAAUACAAUAGGUUCAUAUAUUUGCCAUUGCCCCGAAGGAUAUCAUCUACUCGAUGAUCGUCAUAGUUGUAUUUAGGAUGGCUCCGAAUUACCGCCAUCGAAAGACCCGCCAGUCAGAGAGGAAACACCAAGGACAACCCAAGCACCCAAUAUACCUUCAAACGAUAUAUGCCCUCUGUUUAAGAGUUCAGCCAACGGAAAGGCUUAGUAUCUCCAAAAUGGCUUAAACUACACUGGUUGCAAUAUUACCUGCAACGCGGGUUAUAUUCUGCAGGGUUCACAAUUCGCGAGUUGUGGACACACCGGUCUUUCGUCCAGUCCAGAAGCCAAGUGCGUGGGUAAGUACAAAUCAAUGAAUACAAUCGAAGUUAAAGCUAUAGGAUUUUGAAAGACUCAUUAUGUAUUUGGUAAUGCCUCCUUUUUCUAGAAUCCCUCGCAUGGAGCUGUCCAGUUUUGAAGAUGGCAGGGCGAUGUGCCACAAUAUGAGUUUCAGCAAUAAGUGAAACAGGACGAGGGCUGCGUGAAGAUCGUCCACCCUUAACCGCAUUAUUCCACUAAGCCGUUCAUUAAUUUUAACUUAUAAAACGUCGCUCUCAUAUAUCUUCACUACUGCACUGAAGCAUGCCAUUAUUUUAUACUGACUAUCAGUCUUAACGAAUCUCGGUGUAUCUUGACCAAACAAAUCCUAACCGACCUGCAAUAUAACUUUGUACUCCUGCCGA